AUGUCUGACGACGACAGCUACGAAAUCCCGCUCCAGGACCAGCGUGCCUUUGGAGCUGGUAUCAAACGACAAAGAGUGAAGUUCGUGCCAUCAUCCAUAGCAUCCACCACCCCAUCGCUGAGCAAUUACUCAGGACAGGCAGUCAGCGAUCUCUAUCUUAAACUAGUCCUGCCACGCGAACAGAAAACACUCUCUCCUCAACCGGAAGCUUCAAACAGCCAUGAGAAUCUGCCUUCAAGAGACAGCGAUGAAACUCAGAUGUGCGAGAUCUGCAGCUUCCCCCUUGCAGAAGCAGCUACGCAACCAACCCGAAUUCAGGACGCAGAACACGAUUCCAAGCAACGACCCCAUGAAGCCUCUCUCGCGCACCAAGUAUGCGUAACACACUCCCAUCCGCCAUCACAUCUCGACCGAAACCGUAAGGGUCUCACAUAUCUGUCUGCUUAUGGCUGGGAUCCAGACGCUCGGUGUGGUUUAGGUGCUCAAGGACAAGGCAUACAAUUUCCUGUCAAGACCAAACCAAAAGAGGACAAGAUGGGUAUUGGAGUGGUCUUGCCCAAGCAAGCGGACAGGCCAAAGAAAGAAAAGAUCCAGAAAAUGGAUGCCGGAAGAGUUAGAAAAAUGUACGAACAAGACAAGAAGAAGGCCGAGAGGUUACGAGAGAUGUUCUACAGAAACGAUGACGUUGAAAGAUAUCUCGGCGGUGGUUGA
Messenger RNA from Cadophora gregata, 711 nucleotides. RefSeq lists its product as uncharacterized. The transcript has a single exon. Gene Ontology annotation, molecular function: nucleic acid binding. The record is from RefSeq and is a predicted model, not a curated record. Lineage: Eukaryota; Fungi; Ascomycota; Leotiomycetes; Helotiales; Ploettnerulaceae. The coding region runs from base 1 to 711 and encodes 236 amino acids.